Molecule: messenger RNA, 1592 nt
Organism: Pezoporus flaviventris
Lineage: Eukaryota; Metazoa; Chordata; Aves; Psittaciformes; Psittacidae
Gene: CAMK1
Product: calcium/calmodulin dependent protein kinase I
Exons: 12
Coding region: 135-1232 (365 amino acids)
Biological process (GO): peptidyl-serine phosphorylation
Cellular component (GO): intracellular anatomical structure
Molecular function (GO): ATP binding; calmodulin binding; calcium/calmodulin-dependent protein kinase activity
Source: RefSeq, a predicted model, not a curated record
GCGCCAAACCCGGCCCUUCCCAUUGGGUGGCCACACCCCCGUUCCCCGUGACGUCAGCGCUGGGAGGCGUCACCACCGCCGGGGGCCCGGGGCCACCGCAGAGUCGUCGGACACAGGUGUCCCCACGGGGCAUCAUGCCGCUGGGGCAGGAUGGAUCCAGCUGGAAGAAGAGGACUGAGGAUAUUCGUCGGAUCUAUGAGUUCCGGGAGGUCCUGGGCACGGGGGCCUUCUCCGAGGUGGUCCUGGCGGAGGAGAAGGCGACGCGGAAGCUCGUGGCCAUCAAGUGCAUCGCUAAGAAGGCGCUGGAGGGGAAAGAGACCAGCAUCGAGAACGAGAUCGCCGUCCUGCACAAGAUCAAGCACCCCAACAUCGUGGCCUUGGAUGACAUCUAUGAGAGCAGCACCCACCUCUACCUCAUCAUGCAGCUGGUCUCGGGGGGAGAGCUCUUUGACCGCAUCGUCGAGAAGGGUUUCUACACGGAGCGGGAUGCCAGCGCCCUGAUCCGGCAGAUCCUCGAUGCCGUCAAGUACCUGCACGACAUGGGCAUCGUCCACCGCGACCUGAAGCCCGAGAACCUGCUCUAUUACAGCAUGGACGAGGACUCCAAGAUCAUGAUCAGCGACUUCGGGCUGUCCAAGAUCGAGGGCUGCGGCAGCGUCAUGUCCACGGCCUGCGGCACCCCCGGCUACGUGGCCCCCGAGGUGCUGGCGCAGAAGCCCUACAGCAAGGCGGUGGAUUGCUGGUCCAUCGGAGUCAUCGCCUACAUCCUGCUCUGCGGUUACCCCCCGUUCUAUGAUGAGAACGAUGCCAAACUCUUUGAGCAGAUUCUGCGGGCCGAGUAUGAGUUUGAUUCGCCCUAUUGGGAUGACAUCUCGGAUUCGGCCAAAGACUUCAUCCAGCACCUGAUGGAGAAGGACCCCUGCAAGCGCUUCACCUGUGAGCAAGCCCUACAGCAUCCCUGGAUCGCCGGGGACACGGCGCUUGAUAAGAACAUCCACCAGUCAGUGAGCGAGCAGAUCAAGAAGAACUUCGCAAAGAGCAAGUGGAAGCAAGCCUUCAACGCCACGGCCGUGGUGAGGCACAUGAGGAAGCUGCAGCUGGGAACCAGCCAGGAGGGCCCCAUGCAGACAGCACCAACCAGCCCCGGAGAGCAGCCGCGGGGGGGCACCAGCAACGGGUCACACCACGGGCGUCUGCCCCCAAGCAGAGCCCAGCGUCUGCCCCCGCACUGAGCACGGCCCCACACGGACACGUCCUGGGGGGCUAGGGGGGGGGCCCGGCCUUCCCAUGGGCACCGUGUGGGGUGGGGAGCCGGGGGGGGGGGCACUGUGGAUACACCCAGCCCUGAUCCCUUGAGCUGUGUGGGGCUGCUUCACACUGCAGGCUCAUAGCAGAGCUCUGCACUGGGGCAGCCCCCAGGAGAGCCCCCCCCGCACCCUGGCUUGGGGCUGUGUCCUGGGCCCCCCAUCACACACAUCCCCCCGUCACCCCACGCCUGCCCCGGCACUGCCCCACACCCCAGCAUGAUCAAGGAGUUUUCCAAAUGGAUGUUUCUAUUUUAAUGCUUGUAAUAAAAGACAAGAGGCCAACAC